Mycetomoellerius zeteki is the source of this 1215-nucleotide messenger RNA. RefSeq lists its product as uncharacterized. The coding region runs from base 1 to 1215 and encodes 404 amino acids. The record is from RefSeq and is a predicted model, not a curated record. The transcript is spliced from 4 exons. Lineage: Eukaryota; Metazoa; Arthropoda; Insecta; Hymenoptera; Formicidae.
AUGCAUGCUAGACAAAUAGAAAAAAAAGUCAACGCGAUAGUCGAUGAAAUUCUUGACGAAGAUCGGGAAAACGAUGCGACACGAGACGAAACUUGUCCAGGAGGUUGUGAGAAAUUAGAUGAUACGCCUAAGGAAGAGACUGAAGACUCAAAAGACAGAAAAUUUCUUUCGCCACGAAUACCCCGGCAGUGCAAAUGCGGCGUGGAGACUUCGUCGAGGUUCUCGUUGCGCGUGAUGGAAGCAAUGCGUUCGCUGCAACGCGACGUGGACCAGCCGAUCACGUCGAGCGCCGAGGAGAUCGUCGACUACAUCCGGUCGCAUUAUCGCUACGAUGGCGACCUUUAUGCUCAGGUGCGGACCGCGCUGAGACAGGUCUGUUCUCAAGGAUUUGUCAUGGAAUUAUUGAGCAACGAGUAUCACUUGGUCGGCCCUGUUGUUAAACCAAUAAAGCGGAAUGGCUGUUCCUUGGAUUGUAAAGGUCGCACUGUAGACGAUGCAUCGAGAAGACGGAAAAGCGUCGAUGAGAGAAAUGGUGUAUGUGGUUGCGCACGAUUUCCCAAAAGUCCUCGUCAAGAUCUAAAAUCGCCACGCGAGGAGUCUCGCAGGACUUUUAUUGUCGAUCGGCCUGAGGAUUCGGAACCAAUUUUUCAUUCAACCAGAAUAUCAGCUGACGAAGGGGAUGAUGCGGAUCGUCGCAGGAAAUUUGAUGCCGAUGUUUCGGAUAUCCAAAAUUAUCGACAACAACGUGAUAUCGAGAUGGAGCAACGUGACAAUUACGCGGAACCGAUCCCCGGACCUUCCAGAAAAAUCUUGAGAAUUCCUUCGCCAGAUCCAACUAGAAAUGCGAAAAAGGCGCGAGUGAAAGAUCGAGGAGUGCAACGUGCAGAUGAGAAAGAAGAUGAGACUACGACGGAAGAUGAGGAUAUCCCUGGGAUGGAUGUACUUUCGAGGAUCCAACCUCCAGAUCGUCCUCGCGUCAUUAGGAACGGACGUCGUCGCAAUGAUACCGAGGAAGAUGAAGAAGAGGAAAGAAUAGAAGAUGACGAGGAGGACGAAGAGGGAAGGGUAGAAGAAGAGGACGAAGACACAGAGGAUAGUGUAUACGAUGAAUUGAGGGCGCGAGUUCCCCACAGGAGAACUGCGGCACGCGAACGAGAGCUGAGAAGGUGGAUUCGGCGAUGUCGUGAAGAAUGCGAACGACGGAGAGGGCGGUAA